Rhipicephalus microplus (southern cattle tick) is the source of this 1005-nucleotide messenger RNA. RefSeq names its product mediator complex subunit 8 (gene MED8). The record is from RefSeq and is a predicted model, not a curated record. Gene Ontology annotation, biological process: regulation of transcription by RNA polymerase II. NCBI's taxonomy places the organism in Eukaryota, Metazoa, Arthropoda, Arachnida, Ixodida, Ixodidae. Gene Ontology annotation, molecular function: RNA polymerase II cis-regulatory region sequence-specific DNA binding; transcription coregulator activity. Gene Ontology annotation, cellular component: mediator complex; core mediator complex.
GUCUUGGUUUUAAUUAGAAAAAAACGUUUCAAAGUCGGUACACGAGCGUCCCAAACUUCAAGAACGUAGUCUAUGCGCAAUCCAUCUGAAGCGAAUCCGAAGCCUGUGCAUCCCGUCGUUUGUAGGAAACUCGAUAAUCGCUCCUGUCAGUGAAUGUAACUUAAGUGUGGCAGCUUGAAAGUCUUGAUGCAUAUUCGUAGUCGUAUUCUUGUUCGAACGGUCUUCUGCUGCUGAAGUAAUGGAGAGAGAAGAGAAGGCUUUGGAUGUGGCCCUCGAUGCCAUGAUCAGCCGCACGCAGGACUUGAAGAAUUCCAUUGCUAGCUUCAUCAUAAAGCUUGAAACCGAGUACGAAACACUGCAAUGGCCAUCCGUUCUGAACAGUUUUGCCCUGUUGUCUGGGCAACUGAACACCCUCAUGAAGGUGCUGCGAAACGAGAAGACCCCGCCACUCAGGAAUAGGAUCCUGCUGCCUCUCUUUCUGAACCCUGAGCGGGAUGAAGAGCUCGCUAAGCUGACUGAGAACCGAAUUCAGUGUUUCAACCAUGAAGUGGUGCCCGACUAUCUGCGCACCAAGCCAGAUCCAGAAAUCGAGGCCGCCGAGCUCCAGAUCAACACCAAGGCCAGCCAGAUGUCCAUGGAUGCUGCCCAGAAACAAAUAGCAUCACUCAACAAAAUUGUGAACACCAUUGAAACACUGCUGAAAACUACGCGUGAAGACUGGGAGAGCACAUCAGGUCAGCGAAGUGCUCUGGCUCAGACGUCGUCUUUGGCCGACACCAAUGCCCUGAUUGGUGCCCUGAGCACGGGUAAGGGCCUACGGCCAAGCCUGGGCUCACCAAAGAGCCAGUCUCCGUUGCCUACAGCCCAGUCCAGGGGAGCAAAGGCCUUCUCCAUGCACCCUGCGGGCAAGAUGCCAAGUUCCAUCAAGACUAACAUCAAGUCUGCGGGUGCUUCUCAUCCCUAUGGCCGAUAAUUAAUAAAGCAGCUUUCAGGUUCAAAGACAUA